Messenger RNA from Acanthochromis polyacanthus (spiny chromis), 4465 nucleotides. Its product is annotated as complement component C7-like. Lineage: Eukaryota; Metazoa; Chordata; Actinopteri; Pomacentridae. Gene Ontology annotation, cellular component: membrane attack complex. Gene Ontology annotation, biological process: immune response. Gene Ontology annotation, molecular function: protein binding. The transcript is spliced from 5 exons. The record is from RefSeq and is a predicted model, not a curated record. The coding region runs from base 3551 to 4462 and encodes 303 amino acids.
AAUUUAAUUCAAUCGGCAAAUGGCACUACUCUAGAUCUAAUGUAGAUUUCCAGCUUUUAAGCUAGCACUGUCUGUGUAGAGGAGCAUCCUAAAAUCAUCCUGUUUCCAGGGUGAUAGGAUGGAGGUGGGUGGGCAGCGGCACACAGGGUGACCUUACUGAGACUGUGUUUUGUAAUUCGGCAUCUGCCAUUCUGCAGCCAGGUGUUGCUCAUGAAGAGGAAACCAAGAUACCUCAGGUGUAGAGUGGCUCAUUGUUUGUUGUGUUUUUGUGUGGCUCUUACGAAACUCUAGCUUCAGCGUCUUCACUUGACUGUUUCUGACCUUCUGUCAUGUGACUCAUGGGAUCUUAGUGUGUAGUAGUUGUUUGGCUGUGAAUCACUGAAUCUGCUCAGGACAAUAGAGGUGUUAUUGUGGCAACCACAGCCUAGCUGAGAGGCAUUUAGUCCUCUGAUUGCACAUUAAAGUCGUUGGGGGAAGGAAAAAAAACACAAUUCAUUUACAUCUUCUGUAUAGAUUCUUUCUCCAGUAAUGCGAGGGUUUAAUUUGGAAAAAUGAACAAAAGGCACUAAUAUGCUGCAUAUUCUUGGAUUUUGUUGAACCAGUCAUUUGCUAGAGAGAAGGAAAUGUAAAUGCGCUGUUGUGUGCUCAGGAGUGUGGUUGUGUCUGUCUGUCUUUCUCUGUCACGCACACACUAGCAAACACGCAGAUGAAGAGGAGGUAGAGGUGUAGGAGGUAGAGAUGGAUGAUGGCAUUCAGACAGUUUAAAGAGGGGCAGCAGCGAGAUGCACAGAAAAGUUUGGAGAGUGCGGAGGAGGAAGAGUAAUUUCACCAGCCACUCCUGUGUCUUGUUACGAAGGUACAGGUUGGCAACUAGUCUGCCAGACUAUGCAUAUUAAAAUGAGAGAUACAUGAAAAGAGCAAUUAAAACUUUGAGAGCUUGCCAUAAAAGAUCAAAUACCUAAAAAAUAAACAACAUAAGUUAAUUAUUAAGUGGACAAAGGGAGUUUUGGUUGGGAGUCUGUGCGAAUUGCGAUCGUUCCUCCAGCCGUCCAGACGCCAAAGCAGCAAUGUUGAAUUUAGGGAUACAGUUUGUACAGCCAUCUGGAGAUGAGUAUGCGCAAAAGCUGCAUAUUCAUUGACUGAUAUUGUCACUGUCUGAGCCUUACAGACGUCAUUCUCUGGCAUACCAAACUUAGAGGGCAGAUGGCGGUCAAAGACGUCCCGCCGAACAUCAUGAGACCCACAGAGGCAGAACUAAUGCAGGGCAUGGUCUGGUGGCCUUUUGUCGGAGCCAACUGUUCUUCUAGCCUGAGGUGCUGGGACUUGGCUUGAUGUUGUACAGUAGCUGAGUCAUUUAGCAUCGACUAGUCAUUUCAGUAAUACUGGAAAUCACUCUUACAUUCGUUGCAUCUGUGUAUGCAGGAAAUAUGUAUAAGGUGUGAUUUUCAUUAAAGUUUACUCUAAGUUUUAUGUCUUUUGUGACUGACUUUGUUACCUAGAAUAACUAUUUACAUCUUUCCGUCAUAGUUAAUGUUGCAAGCACAUUAAAUAUGUCAUCGUGUUCUUUCACCACUUGAUAAUCACAGAGGACAACCAAGUAAAUGCCACACAAUUUCUGCAUUGCUCUAAAAUUGCUGUGCCUGGAAAAUUACUCUCAAAUAAGGUCAACUUGAAGGAGCUUCUUUUUUCAGUGAAUAAAGGACUGAGCUUGUGAGCACAAAGUGCUGGCUUGAGCUUGCGUUUUCUAUUUUUCUCUUCUUCCUCUGCUAUUAGUUAAGGACCAGAAAAUGUAUUUUUCCCUCCAAAAUGCCAAUGCUGCUGUAGUAAAAGCCUCAAUUUUCUGUGUUUUGCAACUCACUUUCAAUUUCGCUGCACAUUAAUUUGACAGCCUUAAUUUGUAGGCAGGACAAAAUUGUUUAUUUCUGGAAAUGACAGGCAACUGAAAUCAAUGUUCAUUAACGCAACCUUGCCUGCCUUAUGGCUGCAAAAAGACGUUUCGAUGCAUCACUCAGUGUUGCUGCUUGAGCUGCCGGUAUGUGAUGGAUAUGCACAGCUCCACGCCUUGACUGCCUGUGACAGCAAAUAUAAAUCCAUAAUUGAAGAGAGAUGUGGAUUUCACAUACGGAUAUAGGUACACUUCCUCAUUAAAUAGCAUAAUAUCCCAAGUUUGACUGCAAGAUAUGUCUCCCUGAAGCUAUACAGCUUUCUGUCAAUGGCAUCAUAUCUGCCAACAUGUAGAAAUAUUCAAAAAUCAGCAUUUUAAAUUGAUCUAAACUAAAUUCCUACAGUCUUCAGAGAGACCUUUUCUUAUAAACACGUAGACAGUUUGCAGCAUUCCUCAAAAAUGUUUAUUUUUUCCAUACUCACGAAUUUGCUCAGGGUUCAAUCACAUUUCAACCAUUCGAGAAGAAACUGGUUCUCAAAUCUCUAUUGCCCUCCAGUGUUGGUUUGACUAAAUCACAUCUCAGGACUCAGUUACUGUAGGUCUGCGGCUCCAAGUGAAAUUUUUGUCAUGCAACCUCUCAGCUGCAGCAAUCUCCCUCUGAAAAAGGUAAAAAUGAUCGAAAUCAAUAGAGACAAAAAUAACAAAUCAUUAGAGCUACGUGUAACUGAAUAAGACUGGGUUGAGAAUGUUGCAAAGCUACUUAUGAAGAAGUAUUGUCUUGUAACUUGUUUACAUGUUUAAUGAGAUGUUAGGGAGAUACAAGCUACACCAGUUUCAGUAAGGUUUGGCAGUUUUAUGAACCAGAAAUAGCACUUUUCGAUUGCUCUCUUAUUCUAGGGGCAUUUGUGCAUGUAAAAAAAAAGAUUUAGCUGAACUCUGCAGAUGCAAACUAUCUUUUAUCCACAUAAAUUUGGAAACAGGCUUCACUUCAAAGUCAGUAUUUACCAGAAGUCACCUACUUCUUGUGUUCAGGCAAAGAGGUUGAAAGUACAAGUUAUUCUUGAUGCGGACAGCAACAUGCAAAUCUGCCAAACAUCCACACGGCACUGAGAGUUUCAGGUCCCAAAUUGGAAAGUUUCACCUUGAUUAGGAACAGUCCUUUCUCACAGCAGACAUUUGAACUUGUCAAACAUGAGUGUAACUAAAAAAUAAUGGCUGCAUUCCUAUUAGGUAUUACACUGACCAGAUCGUCUCCCAUCUAUACUGGUUCUUUGGCAUGAACCAGCAGCAGCCGUGCUUUCUCCUGCAAAAACAAGUGGAAAUGUUGUGCUGUGAAAAAGGUCAGAAUGUUGUGAGGGAUCUUAACUUUCAGUUUCAGAAUGACUUUAUGGAGGAGCUUUUUGGCAGGAGGUGCUACAAAAACAUAUUUCUCAACACACGUGCACACACACGCACACACAUGCACUCACACGCACACACACGCACACACAUCAUUUUAUUUUCCAGAUGGAACCAAGAGAAAUUCAUGGGAUGUCCUUCCAACGUUUUCCCUCCCUAACUUAACAUCAUCCAUCAUCAAAGCCUGCUUAGAAUUGUGUUUGCUGCACUUCGAUCACCAUGAAGGCAAGUAGAUUUUGCACUUAGUAAAAGGGAAAAUACUAGUUUAUGCAAAACAUGUCAUAUGUAGUGCAGUAUAAUUAUUAUCUGAUUUCAGUGAGAAAGUGUUUUUGUAUUUAUUCUGUCUUAAUUGUAUCAGAAUUCUUCUCUUCUCUUCUCUUCUCUUCUCUUCUUCUCUUCUCUUCUCUUCUCUUCUCUUCUCUUCUCUUCUCUUCUCUUCUCUUCUCUUCUCUUCUCUUCUCUUCUCUUCUCUUCUCUUCUCUUCUCUUCUCUUCUCUUCUCUUCUCUUCUCAGAACAUUGCACAACUCUGUGCAGGAAUCUUGGCAUGGCUGCUUUUCCUGUUCACUACAAAAGGGUUUUGUCACCAGAGAGUUCAUUGUCAGUGGGGGCCUUUUGGUAGCUGGUCAGAGUGUGAUGGCUGUACCAAACAACAGACUAGAAGUCGAGCCAUGCAUGUCUAUGCUCAGUUUGGUGGGAAUCCCUGCUAUGGGGGGCGGACCGAGACCAGGUCCUGUGAAACCACACAAGGUUGCCCUUUAGAGGAUGGGUGUGGAAACAGGUUUCGCUGUCGAUCAGGGAGGUGUGUUAGCCAGUCUCUGGUGUGUAACGGGGAUCAGGACUGUGAGGAAGAUGGACAUGAUGAACGUGCUUGUGAAAAUAGAAACUUCAUCGUAUGUACAGUAACAGCUCCCACACCUAACAUUGAAGUCACAGGACGUGGGUUUGACGUAGUGUCAGGACAGAGGAGAGCCAGUGUCAUAAAUACAAAGAGCUUUGGGGGCCAGUGUCGCCGCACCUUUAGUGGUAACCAUGGAACUUUCUAUCGACUGCCCCUCAGUACUCUCAAGUACACCUUUUUGGUCUGUACCUCACUACUUAUUUCUGUAAAAGAGUUUUUAUUAUUCAUACACACUGUUGUGCUUAAUAUCCAGCUUUUUUUUAUCAUUCAUGAAGACUAACAA